AUGGAUCUGGGGUAUCGGAAUCACCUGCUGGCUGCCAAUGGGCCCGCCCACAGCGCUACUGUGAUCACGCCGAGCGACCUUCGGAAUAGACUGCCUCGGCCACCUCCGGCCUUCACGGAACAUUUCGACAUGGACAAGAACCCGGUCCCGGCCAAACGCCGGGGGGCAGCCGGAAGGCUUGCAACGAGUGUAAACAGCAGAAGACGCAAUGCCGAAAUGGAAAAAGAGAUUGCUGAUCUCCGUCGCCGAUUGACGGAUCCCUCUCAUGAGCAGCAGACGGCUGACGCCCAUGCAAGCGAGGAUCUGUCACCAUGCUCGGCAGAUGCCUUCAGCGGCCGUGACUCGGUAGCCGGUGUCGAUCGACCCCGGCCCGUCUCGGUGCCGGUGGAACCGCAUCCGUCAAUAGGGACUCCCUUGACCAUGCAACGGGACGGAUCUAUUGUAUCGCAAGAAGAAAAUUCAUGGAGAUUGGAAGAUAUAUCUCUCUCGCGUACGCGAGUAGUCCGCCUUUACGAACAAUACUUCACAUACUACCACCCUUUUCUGCCACUCUUGAACCCUCCUAAGCCGCCAGAGGUGUAUCUAAACCGAUGUCCUCUGUUGGCAUGGACUAUUAUCUGCGUUGCGAGUCGACGGUCUCCAUCUGACCCCGGUCUCUUGACCGCGCUGUCGGGUCCAUUCAGCCGGCUGCUAUGGUCCACCAUCACCGGCGUCCCGCAGGACUACCGGGUCGUCAAGGCUCUGUGUGUCUUGUGCACAUGGCCAUUGCCUACGACAAGCCAGCGCACGGAUGCAACGUUCAUGCUCAGCGGUCUAAUGAUGCAGAUUGCGAUGCAGUUGGGUUUGCAUCGUCCCGUCCAGGCGGAGGAAUUCACCACGUUCCAGAUGGAAGUUCAAGGCGAGGCGCUAAAAGAUCGACUGCACACCUGGGUGAUCUGUAACAUUGUAGCGCAGAACGUGGCGACUGGGUAUGGCCAGCCACCCAGCACGAACUACGAUUGGGCUCUUGAGCCUGCCUCCCUAAAAGAUGCCGACUAUCGACUUCCCGACGACCUUCGGAUCCGGUUACGCAUCGAAAAAUUCUGUGACCGCGUCACCAAGUCCUUGUACAGUAGCAAACCAGAACCUUCAGAGUUUAUAAGUGCCGAGAAGCUGGUGAUCGUUCAGAUCCUGGAAAGCGAACUGCGAGAGAUGGAGGUGGAUUUUGGUCGAGAUAUCUCGCCCAUCAAUAUGAUCCACCUGCGUGCUGCGGAGCUACAUUUCCGGUACUUUGUCUUUUUAGGGUCAAGUGCACGCAGCGACGACCUAACCAAGCUCUUCAUCGCAACGACAUCAUUCCUGGGCCGGGUGCUCGAUCUAGAAACCUCACCCGGCGAACUAAUCGGGCAUUCGACCAACUACAUCCUGCAGAUGAUCGUUUCGGCAGCGUUUGCCCUGAUGAAACUACUCAAGAGUAGUUUCAGCCGGCACAUCGACUUCAACCACGGCAAGCUGCUCUUCAACGGCGCCAUCUCCGCCAUCCGCCGCAUCAGCGUCAUGGACCACGACCGGCCCGUCCGGCUGGCCGAUAUCCUCGCGCAGAUGUGGAAUUUCACGGGGCCCGAGCUGCCCGCAGAGGGAGACGGUCUUCAACUCAAAGUCCGCUGCCGCAUGAGCAUGAGCCAUGUGUACGAUACGGUCUGGCGCUGGCGACAGCGGUUCCGACCGGUCAAGAGCAUCGAGGAAAUGCAAGCGGCGGCGGCGAACCAGGACGUAUCAGCUACGGCGGGACCCUUGGCGCGACAGCAGGAUAGCAGCUCGCUCGAGGAUCCGAGCUUGAUGCUCCCCGCGCAGUUUGAUGAGAGUGGUGCGUUCUUCAGCGAGGCCGGGUUCUCGGAGGUGUUUGACUCGCUCAACUGGGUAUUUGAGGGGUUUCCGGACUCGUUUGUGGCUCCGCCGGUUCUGUAG
Molecule: messenger RNA, 1947 nt
Organism: Penicillium riverlandense
Lineage: Eukaryota; Fungi; Ascomycota; Eurotiomycetes; Eurotiales; Aspergillaceae
Product: transcription factor domain-containing protein
Exons: 5
Coding region: 1-1947 (648 amino acids)
Biological process (GO): regulation of DNA-templated transcription; DNA-templated transcription
Cellular component (GO): nucleus
Molecular function (GO): zinc ion binding; DNA-binding transcription factor activity, RNA polymerase II-specific; transcription cis-regulatory region binding
Source: RefSeq, a predicted model, not a curated record